AUGAUUCUAUGUUUAAUUCCAUUAACAAAUACCAUCUUAGAAGACGAUAUUCUGUAUGAUAUUAAAUGGCAACCAGAAUUAACAUCACCAAUUGAACUUGAUAAUAGUUAUACAUUUACAUCCAAACGAAAAGAAAAUUAUUUAUGUUCUUUACCGACACUUCAAACAACAAUUUCGACAUCAACUGAUUCUAUUCCAUUACCUUCUAUUGAACGAUUAUUAGAAAAUUUACAUUCAAAAAAAUUAUGUGUAUAUCGAUUGGAUCCAUAUUGGACAUAUGAAUUAUGUCAUGGUAUACAUAUUCGACAAUAUCAUGAUACAAAAGUUGCUGGAAAAAAAUCAACUCUUCAAGAAUAUUAUUUAGGUUAUUAUCAUUCAGAUAAUCAAGAGAUUUUUACUGAUUCUGAUGGUCAAUCAGCAUUGAAAAUACAUUAUAAAACAAUUGAUAAUAAAAAAACACCAAUGUUAGCUGUUAGAUAUACAGAUGGUACAUUAUGUGAAAUUAAUUCAAAUCAAGCACGUGAAACUAUUGUUUAUUAUGUUUGUGAUGAAAGAGGUAAUGAUGGUAUAUUAAAUUUUGAAGAAAUAUCAUCAUGUUAUUAUGAAAUGACUGUUGCUUCAAGAUGGCUAUGUAAAUUACCAGUAUUUAGUCCAUCAGAAGCCAAUCGAUAUAGUAUAAAUUGUUUUCCAAAAGAAAAUGCUCGUCAAAAACCACGAAAUUUAAAAAAACUCGAAGAUGAACGACAAUUGUCUUUAAAAAAAGGAGGUCGAGCACAAUUUACGAUGACAAGUGCGGACGGAACGACAUUUAUAAUAGCAUAUCAAUAUGGAAAUGAUGAUGAUCUUAAUGAUUUAACUGAAACUACAACACGUGAUUCAACAAAUAAAAUAACUCAAUCAAGUUCAACUGAACAAACAGAAAUCAAUAAUAAUAAUAAUAAUCAAAAUGUUCGACAAGAACCAUUGGGAAAUUUGGGUGUUGAUGUUGAUCGAGAAUUUCUUGGAAAUUUUUUUUCUGGUCGAGAAUGUUUACCUGGUGGAACAGGUUGGUGGAAAUAUGAAAUAUGUUAUGGAAAACAUGUUAUUCAAUUUCAUGAAGAAGGUCAACAUCGUAUAUCAGUUUUACUUGGAACAUGGAAUCGUGAUAAACAUAUUGAAUGGUUAAAUAAAAAUCCUAAAAAGAAACCAUCUGGAAAUACUAAAGAUCGACAAUUUGUUUCAUUGUAUUAUACCGAUGGUGAUAUGUGUGAUUUAACAAAAACUCGACGUGUUGUUGAAGUUAAAUUAAGAUGUCAAAAAAAAAUGGAUAAAUCUCAUGCAACAUCAAUGUAUCUCGUCGAACCGGAAACAUGUUCUUAUGUUUUAGGAGUAUGUAUAUUAUAUGGGCCAUUUUGAGAAAAAAGCGGGACAUGUUCAUCUAU
Rotaria sordida is the source of this 1421-nucleotide messenger RNA. Lineage: Eukaryota; Metazoa; Rotifera; Eurotatoria; Philodinida; Philodinidae. The record is from the annotation of a GenBank genome assembly.